Molecule: messenger RNA, 2668 nt
Organism: Peromyscus californicus insignis
Lineage: Eukaryota; Metazoa; Chordata; Mammalia; Rodentia; Cricetidae
Product: Kruppel-like factor 18
Exons: 1
Coding region: 1457-2668 (403 amino acids)
Biological process (GO): regulation of transcription by RNA polymerase II
Molecular function (GO): DNA-binding transcription factor activity, RNA polymerase II-specific; RNA polymerase II cis-regulatory region sequence-specific DNA binding
Source: RefSeq, a predicted model, not a curated record
ACCCUAGGCUUAGGCAGGAGGUUCCAGAAUUGAAGGUGAGCCUGACAUAAAGAGGGAGACCAUGUACUAAAAAAACAGAUCAACCACCAAUAACAAACCUCUGUUUUCAAUGCUAAUGUGAUCAUGUGAAUGCUCAGUUUUUCACACUAUCAGUAAUUUGGUUAAAAGUGCAGCUGUCAAGAUCAUGGAAUCUGCAUAUCUCAAAACUGUUCAGUUAAACUAGAAUCUCAGGUGUUCUGGGUUUACCUCAGAUCUCAGAGAGCAAAGCCCUUAGGGAUAAAGUCUGCACCUGUAGCAAUCUCUGCAGGGGCAGCUGUCUGCAGUUUCUGCAUCAUCAACUCUCACAUGCAGGUCAAGCACAGGAAACCCUGCACUGAGGCUGGGGUAUGGAUGUAAAGUGCAAUGUUGAGUUUCACCUCACAGUGGCUUUUCAGGAAAUCACAGCAUGGAAGUCCUGAGUCUUUGGCUAGGUGACUCAAACACCCUCUGCUUUCCAAAUGAUUGUGGGAGGAGCUUAAGUAAAUAAUCCAGAUGCUAGGCUUCCCCCUCAAAGGAAGAUUAAAUAAAACUUGUCAAGGAAGGGGAAUCUUCAUGGCCCAUCAACCUAUGAAACAUAGAAAUUCAUAUCCUGGGUGUUUACACAGGGACUCAUUUCCUGAGAACAAAAUUGGCUUAAAGCCUGGUUGUAUAGCUAGUUCCUUUGGCCCAACUGUGUUCUCAUUCUACAACUUCAACUUUCAAGGAAGAUCAAAGUAAAACCAGGUAACUCGUUACUACUGUGAUAUGGAAGGGAAGAUCCAAAGUGCAACUUCCUCUUGUUGGACUUAAUGACUUCAAGGAAUUCCUGGGUCCUUUCCUGGGUCAUUCAAUCACCUGCAUUGUAAAAUCUUGGGAGAAGGAGCUUAAUCAAAUCUUCUGGAUUUGAGCUUCAAAGCAUAGGGCGUGGCCAACCAAGGCCUGGACUCUGUAGCCCUGCCCACUUCCUACUGAGUUUUCUAUAAGACUCCAGACUCUAGAGCUGGGUACCUUUCUCCCAGGCCACCUUCACCACAGCCUAGGCAGAUCUGAAGCCCUGGCCUCUAGCUCACAUUCUAGAGCUUCUUGGGUCUACCACCUAGCCUCUGUCUGUCUUCAUAUUGGACUACUCUUAAGGACUUAGGCUCUCAGAACUGAAAAACCUAGUUCAGUACCAUAUUCUCCUAACCCUGAAUAAUUGAGGAACCUGAGGAACCCUAGGAGGUCAUCUCAGACCCAUGUAAGGACCCAGGGAGAAACUCCAGGUGAUUAUCAGCCAGGGCAAUGCACUCCUCCGACUACCCCUGUGGAGACAAGCCAGCUUGUGUCAGCUCAGAGACAAGUAUUAUCUAUUAGGAAUCAAACUUUGACGACAUCUGGAUCUUGUAGCACCUCUAGGAGAGCCUUCACCCAGAACUCAAGGCCAUACUUCAGAAAAGACAUGGAUUUCCAAUUUGGAGAGCCAAGUGAGACCACUUCUUUGUACCAGCAAGUUGCAUCUGCUGACCAGAACAAAUCCCCAGCUGACUCACAGCUGAUGGACCUCAACACCCAGGAGACCUCCCUCUCUGAUUCCCAGGCGAGAGCAUUCCCUGACAGCAAGGAGAUAGUCUACAAAGAAGGUAGUGAGGUGACGACCCUGAGGGGGAAUGAGAGUCUUGUGAGCCACAGUGCUGCCUUGUGUGGAAGACAGAGAAUCAGCCCUGGUGAAAAUCAAGAUUCUUCCUCUGGAGGGCAGCUGGAAUCUCUUGAAGGGGGUCAUGUGAGGUCCUUCAGUUGUGAUCAGACUUGCGAUGAGGACCAUCUAAUUCCUUCUGUAUUUGACCAGACCAUCAAGGGGAAGUAUCAAGAGAUACCUGUCAUCGGGGACCAGACCUUUGCCUGCAGUCAGGUGGCAACCAGAAUGGGUGAGCAGUUUCCCAGUGAGGGUCAGAUGACAGCUCCCAUUUAUAGCCUGGCCCCCCAUCCCAGUCGGCUGAUAACCCCCUCUUCUGCUCACUCUCUUUGUGGAGAUAAGAAGAUGAUUCUAAGUCGUGACAUGACCUUAUUUCAGGAUCACUUGGUAGCCAUUAAAGGAUAUCAGGCCUUCUAUAGCCAUCCAAUGAGAGACCCCAUUAGUGCCCAGAUAAACCACUAUGGCCAGCUGGUAUCCUUGCAUGGCCAGAAUGUCCCUACAGUUCAGGGGACAGUACCCAGAGUUAAAGAAGGCCUCCAUCCUCAGGUGAUUUCCUUUAGUGGAGGGGAUUCCUCACUUCAUUCAGGUGUUCCUUUGGCCUCAAGACAACCUCCAGAAAGUGUGUCAGUUUCUGCUUCUGUCCAGGGAGAGCUUCCCCAAGACAAUUCAUACUUCAAGACCAAGAACCAUGAUUCCCAGAAAAAGACUCACAAUGUGAAGCCCUAUUUCUGUGCAUAUGGUUAUUGUGAGCAAUCUUUCUCAAAGCCUUCUCUCCUCAGAAACCAUAUGAGAACACACACUGAGGAGAUGCCCUAUGCCUGUAAUUACCCGAGAUUCAAUUGGGAAUUCACCGAUUUAGAUAUACUAAUCAGACACAGGAGACAGCGCACUGGGGUGGACCCCUACUUGUGCAUGUACUGCAACAGAAGUUUUACUAGAUUGGACAACCUAAAGAAACAUUGGAGAUCGCACUUUUAA